ACACGUCUUCAGAUUGGAAAAAGCAGUUAUUUAUAAUUCACUGCAUAUUAAAACUAAGAAAUGUGGCUUUGACUGGGUUCUAUGUGGCCCCUAGGGGAAAACGUUCAUUCAUUUGGCUUUUGUAAAUCUCCUUUAAAUCCACUGAGGCUAUUGAAAUGUAUGAUAUCAGUAGCGACAAAGAAAAGCUCCUAAUACUCCCCACAAGCUCGGAGUCCUGUGAGGGGGCAGUAACUAGAGAUGUCAAUUUCCUGCUUUCCUGCAGUAUCAUUUUACCAUCAUCAUAGAAAAUCAAUGAACUGCCGUGGGCACCAAAGGUUUGAUGCCUCUGUACAUUGUAGACAUGUAAGUGAAGACGAAUCUGAAAUGAAUCCGUCUACAUUUGCUUUCACGAAGAGGACAGUUUGUGCGCAAGCUUUUAACUGCAAACAUUUUAGCAUUUACACAGGAAUAGAUUUGGAUGUUCUCAUCUUAAGUCGCAACUAAAUACGUAAAGUUAUGUCUGUCAACUUCCUGCUGUGUGUACUUCUCUCAGCGAUUUGCCAGGCUGAUUCAGCACCAGAGAAGCCCAAGAGGUCUGCCUUGAACCAGCUGACCCGGACACUGCUACGCAGGUAUGACUGCGGUGUCCGACCCGUCCUGAACUGGACCAGCCCCACUGUGGUCUUUAUCGACCUCAUUAUCCAGUCUGUUCUAGAAGUGGAUGGACAGACCCAAAAAGUGACAACAAGUAUUUGGUAUCGCCAAAUCUGGAAAGAUGAGUUUCUUGUAUGGGAUCCUGAGGAAUUUGAUGGAAUCACAGAAAUAUCCCUUUCUUCUGAUGCUAUUUGGGUGCCCGAUAUCAUCAUCAGUGAAUUUGUGGAUGAGGGCAGAUCUCCCGCCAUCCCAUAUGUGUACGUGAACUCCUCUGGAACAGUGAAGAACUACAAACCCAUUCAGGUGGUCUCAGCCUGUGACUUGGAGAUUUAUGCCUUUCCCUUUGACAAGCAGAACUGCACUCUGACCUUCCGCAGCUGGCUUCAUUCAGUGAGUGAAGUGGACCUGGCCCUGUGGAGGACUGCUGAGGACAUUGCCAACGACACCAGGGAGUUCAUGAACGAUGGAGAGUGGGAGCUACUCUCAGUGCCCUCUCAUUACUGGAAAUUGAACUUGGCUGACAGGGACUACGCACACAUUCAGUUUAAUGUGUUGAUCCGCCGGCGCCCCCUGCUGUAUGUGGUGAGUUUACUCAUUCCCAGCAUCUUUCUCAUGGUAGUGGAUGUCAUCAGUUUCUACCUGCCACCAAACAGUGGCACCCGCAUCACCUUCAAAACCAGCAUUCUGCUGGGCUACACAGUGUUCAGGGUGAAUCUGAUGGAUGAGAUCCCUGCUACAGCUAUCAAAACACCACUUAUUGGUAUUUUCUUUGCUGUUUGUAUGGCUCUCCUGGUUCUCAGUCUGGCCAAGUCAAUUUUUAUAGUGAAGCUUCUGCAUCACAGUGAGAAAGAGGUAAAGGAGAUGUCCAUCUCUGCCUGCUUGCUGGACAAGUAUGGUUCGACCGACCAGACCUUCAGUGAGAGUCUGUUCACCUCUGUGAGGACCCUGGAUGACAUAGAUCAUUCAGGAGGCUAUGAGUUUGAUCUCUCACCUGAGACAGACCUGCUCUCUCUGACAGAGGCCCCAGAUAGUGUUCCGCAGCUGGAGAAGGUCUUACAGGAGAUGGUCUCCCUCCGGCUUCACCUGCAGGAGGAGGAGAACGAUGGUGUGGCUCAGGCAGAAUGGCUGGCACUCUGUUACAAAGUGGACAAGUUCUUGUUCCGCAUUUAUCUGCUCAUCCUGCUUGUCUACUCCAGCACUCUGCUACUGUUGUGGAGCAGCUGGAGCUCAGCCUGAGAGGACCUGACAGGAAAGAAGGCAGACAGAAAGACAUGUACAUGAUUGGACAGAUUUCUGUGCAAUGAACACUGUAAUAAACAUCAGUAAGAUAUUAUUGCAAUACUCUGUCACAAAAAUGUAAAAAUAAUAAUAAUUAAAAUUCUGAUAAAAUCAAAUCUAAAAAUUGGAUGAAUGGGAAAAAAAUGUUGCAUCUGUUAAGUUUAAACUUCACAGGGUAAAUUGCUCCUUUAAAAAAAAAAAAGAAGAAAAACAGCUUUAUAUGUCUAUAGUCAGCCGAGCUGUUCUACACAUUUAAGGGUUAUAUAAAUGAUGUCUGUUUACAUAAAUAGUGGAAAAGAAAGAUUUCUAUUAAAAAAGGUUGAUGUGAUUGUUGUAAGUACACAAUGCAAAUUUGAGCUUUAUGAACACUUUCUUCAAACACCACAUGCUGUCCUCCUGAACAGUAAAAUAUCUAUAAGCCAA
This is a messenger RNA of Electrophorus electricus (electric eel), 2334 nucleotides long. RefSeq names its product 5-hydroxytryptamine (serotonin) receptor 3B (gene htr3b). Gene Ontology annotation, cellular component: postsynaptic membrane. Gene Ontology annotation, molecular function: transmembrane signaling receptor activity; extracellular ligand-gated monoatomic ion channel activity. Gene Ontology annotation, biological process: monoatomic ion transmembrane transport. Lineage: Eukaryota; Metazoa; Chordata; Actinopteri; Gymnotiformes; Gymnotidae. The record is from RefSeq and is a predicted model, not a curated record.